AUGUCGCUCUUUGCUUGGUGUAGCCGGCGCGCGGGGGGGUUGGCUAUGCUUGCCCUCAUCGCGCUCUCAUACUGGGCCAUCACCACCGAACUCGACUCUCAACGACAUGGCUACAAAUAUCAGUCAGUAGACAGUCUUAGCGCGCCAACUUACGACCCCCAGGCCGCCGGCCUCUGGGCCAAGCUGUUCUCAUAUUACUGCCUCUUCAUCCACGUCCUCGUCUUCGUCUUCCCGAUCCGCUCUUGCUGGGCCGUCUUCAGCAUCACGAGGAGCCUGCGUCGCACCGCUCACAGCAAGACACUCAAGGACUUCAAGUUUGGCCACGGCCGCCGUGGCUCGUCCACCUCGCUCUCCAGCUCCGAGACUCUCACAUCGUCGCGGGACAUUAGCUCCACUUCGAGUAGCGAAGCUGGAGACGUUGACUCGGACUACUAUGGCGAAGCCGAUAUUGCGCCCGAUCGCGUCAUCCAUGCCAUCAUCGUCCCGAACUACAAGGAGGAGAACGACACGCUGAGAGAGACAUUGGAGGUUCUGGCUUCGCAUCCCCAGGCUCGCAACACCUACGAUGUCUAUCUCGCCAUGGAGCAACGGGAGCACAAUGUCGAGCUCAAGGCUACACGUUUUGCAAACGAGUUCUCGAAGAAAUUUCGCUCAAUUGACUUCACUAUCCACCCUGGAGACAUUCCCGGUGAGGUCGCCGGCAAGGGCAGCAAUGUGGCAUGGGCCGCGCGUAAACUCAGCGAAAAGUACUCGAUCAGACAACGGAAGGACGUGAUCGUGACUGGCAUCGAUGCCGACAGCCACCUCUCCUCCAAUUACUUCGCGCUAGUUACCACUAUGCACAUGGCUUACCCCGACACGGCUACCACGACCUUGUACUCGGCCCCCAUCAUUUUUGACAGGAACGCCCACAACGUGCCCGCCAUCGUUCGCGUUGCUGACAUUCUCUGGUCUGCGGCUGGUAUGUCCGGGUUGUACAAAGGCUCGACCAUUGCGCCUCCGACGUCUGUCUACUCUUUACCCCUCGAGCUGGUUGACCGUGUUGGCGGCUGGGAUUGCGACCAAGAGGCUAUUGGCGAGGAUCUGCAUAUGUAUCUCAAGUGCUUCUUCGCCCUGAACGGCAAUCUUACCGUGAGGACAGUGUUGAGCCCCGUCAGUCAGACCAACGUCACGGGCGGCGGCCACGGCAAAGGAUACCCUGGAAUCAUUGCCGAUGUUCGUGCUCGCUACAAGCAGGCCCUACGCCACAUGUGGGGAGCAUUGGAUACUGGCUAUGCUCUUCGCAAGGUGGUUGAGCUUUGGAAAGAGCGGAAGCACACUUCCAGGGCUUUCAGGCCUCUGCAUACUUCGAUGAACGACGACUCUGAUACCUACGUGCCGGAAACGCAACUCGACAGCGCGACCUCCGAAUUCACUGCCGAGAGCGGUAUCUUCUCUGAUGUCGUCACCGACACUCUCAAGUCGCCCGACUACGAACGCAUUUUGUCUCUGUUCCAUCGCCUUUUCGAGGCUCACUUCCUGCCCGUGCAAAUGACAAUCCUUGUCGUUGCUUCGACGCUGUACAUCUGGGUCACGGAAGGGAACGCCGACGUGCACGGAGUUGCCUGGAUUUACCCAGUCUGUAAUGUGCUCCGAACUCUUGGCUUCAUGGAGGUCGCUUUCUACCUCUUCCUCUACGAGAAAUUCCACAAGAUCUGCCUCGAGACGCGCGAGAAGGAGAUGAGCGACGCUGGCCUCUUGAAGGGCAUGCAUUUUUCCCGUCGCGAUUUCAAGGCGAACCUGGUGGACUAUGUCAUGGUUCCGCUCGUCGCUCCGAUAUUCGGCGCCAUCCCUUGCGCGCAAGCGCAAAUAUUUCAUUUCUGGACCUUGGACCUCGUAUACACAGUCAGCAAAAAGGUUACCCGACGGAGAGGGAAAUCCUUGUCUGCACAUGCGAUGGUAUAG
Molecule: messenger RNA, 1944 nt
Organism: Lasiosphaeria miniovina
Lineage: Eukaryota; Fungi; Ascomycota; Sordariomycetes; Sordariales; Lasiosphaeriaceae
Product: glycosyl transferase family group 2-domain-containing protein
Exons: 4
Coding region: 1-1944 (647 amino acids)
Source: RefSeq, a predicted model, not a curated record